GAUGGUAAUAUAAAUGAUCAUUCGAAUGAUGAUGAUGAUUCUGGAAAUAAUCAACAACAAUCAUCAUCUUCAACAUCAAUAAUGUCAAUAAUCAAUAACAAUCAUAAUAAUUGGCUGAAUAUUGAUGAACCAGUUAUACAUAAUGUAGUUGCAACAGCAAAUUUUAAUUGUCGAUUAGAAUUAUCAAAAAUUGCCAUCCGUGUACGAAAUGCUGAAUAUAAUCCGAAAAGAUUUUGUGCCGUUAUAAUGCGUAUAUUUGAACCACGAACAACAGCAUUAUUAUUUGCAUCAGGUAAAAUUGUUAUUACUGGUGCUAAAAAUGAACGUUUUGCAUGUCUUUCUUGUCGUAAAUUUGCUCGUAUUGUACAAAAACUUGGUAACGAUGUAAAAUUAACGGAUUUUAAAAUACAAAAUGUUGUAUCCACAGUGGAUAUGAAAUUUCCUAUACGUUUAGAUAAAUUAUCAAUUGUUCAUUCACAAUUUUGUACAUAUGAUCCGGAUUUUUUCCCCGCACUUAUUUAUCGUAUGGUACAACCACGUACAGUAUUAUUAAUAUUUGUUUCGGGAAAAUUAUUAAUAACAGGUGCACGUAAUCGUUUACAAAUUAAAGAAACAAUGGAACAUAUUGGUCCAGUUUUAUGUAGUUUUCGUAAAUAAUAUAUGUUUAUAAAUAUGGAAAUUUAUUAUUAUUAUUUUCAAAAAAAAUGAAUGUUUUUUUUUUCUUCUUAAAUUUAAAAAUGAUG
Messenger RNA from Dermatophagoides pteronyssinus (European house dust mite), 743 nucleotides. RefSeq lists its product as uncharacterized. The record is from RefSeq and is a predicted model, not a curated record. NCBI's taxonomy places the organism in Eukaryota, Metazoa, Arthropoda, Arachnida, Sarcoptiformes, Pyroglyphidae. Gene Ontology annotation, molecular function: DNA binding. Gene Ontology annotation, biological process: DNA-templated transcription initiation.